CUCCAGGGCUGGGUUUCGCGGGGCGGCUUUGUUCUCCGUCUGCUUUAUCCCAUGUUUUCCCGAGAAGGCUCUGAGGGGCCUUAUGGGUUCAGUAUUUAUAGCCGUUUUCCCAAAGAAAGAGUAUCUUACCCGCUUCUCCUGCAAGGAAGGAUUCAAUUUGUAAUCGGCGUGAUACCCGACCGCUCACGCUAGCUUUACCCAAGCCCCGCCCCUCGGCCAAACUUUCCAAAGGGGGCGGUCCUUCUGAAGAAAGGAAAGUGAAAUUGAACCGGAGCCAUUUCGCAGCCCAGCUCCCGACCCAGGCCUGUCCCGAUUCCAGAGGCGCCCCUUGUGUCUGGGAGGCCGACGGCCCGCGCUGGGGAGGGUCGCGCGCUCUGCGAGGGUCGCGCUGCCGGCGAUUGGACGCCCGGACAUGCCUGGGGCGCGCCAUGGACCCGAGGCAGGGGUGUUCCCUCAACAAAUAUCACCCCCAUCCAGUUCAAGGCUAUGAGCACAGCAAUCUCAGACACCAGCAGCUGGGGCUGGGAUCUCAUCCUAAUAGUUUCCAGCUCCAGCAAAUAGAGUUUCUCAAGGGGCGGCUCACAGAAGUACCCUUAAUUGGAAAGCAGACACCGUCACUGCCACCGUUCUUCCCUGGACUCCAGCCAGGGUUUCCAGGACCACCUGCCAGAGGCAGGCAACAAGAGAUCUGGGGUGUCCCCAGGGGCGUGCCUCUCAGAAGUCAGGUGCUCCCGAGAAGUUUCCAGCAUCCUUCCCCACGUGGCUGGGUUCGUCCAUGGAGAGGCGUUGAUAGGCUCUCCUCACAUUUCCAGGAACUGACUAUCAGCCACGAACAAAGGAUCUUGGGGCUCUUGGAGGAGCUUGGGGAAGGGAAGGUCACCACAGCGCAUGAUCUGGCUCGGAAGCUCCGGGUCCCAAAGAAGGAAAUCAAUCACAUCUUAUACUCUCUGGCAGAAAAGGGUAAGCUGCAUCGGGAGGCAGGAACACCACCUCUGUGGAGAAUUGCAGUCCCAGAUCAGGCUUGGAACCAGCCCAGGCAAGUAUCAAGAGCAGACAGUCAUAGCCAGAGAGUUCCAAGCGCAGACCCCCGUUGGGAAACUGGGGACAGAAGCCCCACAUCUGGUUUAGAAAAUCCUCCUGAGCCUCUCGACAUGGCUGAGAUCAAGGAAAAGAUCUGCGACUACCUGUUUAACGUGUCCAACUCCUCUGCCCUGAAUUUGGCUAAAAACAUUGGCUUCACCAAGGCCCGAGAUGUGAAUGCCGUGCUGAUUGACUUGGAGAGGCAGGGAGAUGUCUACAGGCAAGGGACGACCCCUCCCAUAUGGUAUUUGACUGACAAGAAGCGGGAGAGGAUACAAAUCAAGAGAAACAUGAACAGUGUUCCCGAAACCACUCAAGCUGCUAUCCCGGAGACCAGAAAAGUCACAGAGCCCCCCACCUGCCACUCAGCCGUGUCAGACACCUCAAACAGCACGGUCACCACAGAGAAAGUGGAGAAUGGGCAGGAACCUGUUGUAAAGUUAGAGCCUAAGCAAGAAGUCACACCAGAACCAAUAAAACUGAAACCACCUGCUCAUGACAACGGCCCCCCAAGAGCAGGGUAUGCUGACUUUGAAAAUGGCCAGUGGGCCACAGAUGACAUCCCUGAUGACUUGAACAGUAUCCACGCAGCACCAGGUGAGUUUCGAGCCAUCAUGGAGAUGCCCUCCUUCUACAGUCAUGGCCUGCCGCGGUGUUCACCCUACAAGAAACUGACCGAGUGCCAGCUGAAGAACCCCAUCAGCGGGCUGUUAGAAUACGCUCAGUUCGCUAGUCAGACCUGUGAGUUCAACCUGAUAGAGCAGAGCGGACCACCCCAUGAACCUCGAUUUAAAUUCCAAGUUGUCAUCAGUGGCCGAGAGUUUCCCCCAGCUGAAGCUGGCAGCAAGAAAGUGGCCAAGCAAGAUGCAGCUAUGAAAGCCAUGACAAUUCUGCUUGAGGAAGCGAAAGCCAAGGACAGUGGAAGAUCAGAAGAAUCCUACUACUCCUCCUCGGAGAAAGAGUCAGAGAAGACUGCAGAGUCCCAGACUACCACCCCUUCAGCAACAUCCUUCCUUUCUGGGAAGAACCCCGUCACCACACUGCUUGAGUGUGUGCACAAGCUGGGGAGCUCCUGUGAAUUCCGCCUCCUAUCCAGAGAAGGCCCUGCCCAUGACCCCAAGUUCCAGUACUGUGUUGCAAUGGGAACCCAUACUUUCCCCACUGCGAGUGCCCCCAGCAAGAAAGCGGCAAAGCAGAUGGCUGCAGAGGAGGCCAUGAAGGCCCUGCACGGGGAGGCAACCAACUCGACAUCUUCUGAUGACCAGCCCGGAAGCACAAACACGGAAUCAUUUGAUAACCUGGAAUCUGUGAUGCCCAACAAGGUCCGGAGGAUUGGCGAGCUCGUCAGAUACCUGAACACCAACCCCGUGGGCGGCCUGUUGGAGUACGCCCGCUCCCACGGCUUCGCGGCCGAGUUCAAGCUGGUUGACCAGUCUGGGCCUCCUCAUGAGCCCAAGUUCGUUUACCAAGCGAAAGUUGGGGGGCGCUGGUUCCCAGCCGUCUGCGCGCACAGCAAGAAACAAGGCAAGCAGGAAGCGGCAGAUGCGGCUCUGCGCGUCUUGAUCGGGGAGAACGAGAAGGCAGAGCGCAUGGGUUUCACAGAGCUUCCUCUCACGGGCAGCACCUUCCACGACCAGAUAGCCAUGCUGAGCCACCGGUGCUUCAACGCCCUCACCAACAGUUUCCAGCCCUCCUUGCUUGGCCGCAAGAUCCUGGCUGCCAUCAUCAUGAAGAAAGACUCUGACGACCUGGGUGUUGUGGUCAGCCUGGGGACAGGGAAUCGCUGUGUGAAAGGAGAUUCUCUGAGCCUAAAGGGAGAAACCGUCAACGACUGCCACGCAGAGAUCAUCUCCCGGAGAGGCUUCAUCAGGUUUCUCUACAGCGAGUUAAUGAAAUACAACCCCCAGACCGCAAAGGACAGUAUAUUCGAGCCUGCUAAGGGAGGAGAAAAGCUCCAAAUACAGAUGCCCCUGUUUUGCAGCACGGCCCCGUGUGGGGAUGGCGCCCUCUUUGACAAGUCCUGCAGUGACCGCGCUGUGGAGAGCACAGACUCCCGCCACUACCCUGUCUUUGAGAAUCCCAAGCAGGGCAAGCUCCGCACCAAAGUGGAGAACGGAGAAGGCACGAUCCCAGUGGAGUCCAGUGACAUCGUGCCUACGUGGGACGGCAUUCGCCUCGGGGAGAGACUCCGAACCAUGUCCUGUAGUGACAAAAUCCUACGCUGGAACGUGCUGGGCCUGCAGGGGGCGCUGUUGACCCACUUCCUGCAGCCUGUGUAUCUCAAAUCAGUCACGCUGGGUUACCUUUUCAGCCAAGGGCAUCUGACCCGGGCCAUUUGCUGUCGUGUGACAAGAGAUGGGAGUGCAUUUGAGGAUGGACUACGACACCCCUUUAUCGUCAACCACCCCAAGGUUGGCCGAGUCAGCGUAUAUGAUUCCAAGAGGCAGUCCGGGAAGACCAAGGAGACAAGCGUCAACUGGUGUUUGGCCGACGGCUAUGACCUGGAGAUCCUGGAUGGGACCAGAGGCACCGUGGAUGGGCCACGGAAUGAAUUGUCCCGGGUCUCCAAAAAGAACAUUUUUCUUCUAUUUAAGAAGCUCUGCUCCUUCCGGUACCGCAGGGAUCUACUUAGACUCUCCUAUGGUGAGGCCAAGAAAGCUGCCCGUGACUACGAGACAGCGAAGAACUACUACAAAAAAAGUCUGAAGGACAUGGGCUAUGGGAACUGGAUAAGCAAACCCCAGGAGGAAAAGAAUUUCUAUCUCUGCCCAGUGUAGUGUGAGCCGGUGACUGGCGGGUCGAGGUGUUUCACACUGGGAUGAGACAGAGAGGUCAUUGCAUCUUCAUCACCUAGCUCAG
Molecule: messenger RNA, 3939 nt
Organism: Vicugna pacos (alpaca)
Lineage: Eukaryota; Metazoa; Chordata; Mammalia; Artiodactyla; Camelidae
Source: RefSeq, a predicted model, not a curated record